Otolemur garnettii (small-eared galago) is the source of this 2252-nucleotide messenger RNA. It is a transcript of the gene LDAH, whose product is annotated as lipid droplet associated hydrolase. Gene Ontology annotation, molecular function: lipase activity. Lineage: Eukaryota; Metazoa; Chordata; Mammalia; Primates; Galagidae. The record is from RefSeq and is a predicted model, not a curated record. Bases 81 to 1058 code for a protein of 325 amino acids. Gene Ontology annotation, cellular component: lipid droplet. Gene Ontology annotation, biological process: lipid storage. The transcript has 7 exons.
ACUUGGAGGCGGAACUUCCGAUUCCGAGACGUCUUCCCAGGAUCCUCAGGGAAAGCCGGCCGCCUUCUAGGCGGACAGAAAUGGACUCAAAACUCAAAGAAGACGUCCCGGUGCAGGAUGAAUUUGUUUUGUGUGGUGGAGUUGAAACGCAGGUUCUAAAAUGUGGGCCGUGGACUGACUUCUUUAAUGAUCAGAGUGUCAGCAGACCCAAACUGCUGAUUUUUAUUAUUCCUGGUAACCCAGGUUUUCCUUCCUUUUAUGUGCCAUUUGCAAAGACUUUAUACUCCUUGACAAACAGACGCUUUCCAGUUUGGAUUAUCAGUCAUGCUGGUCAUGUCUUGGCCCCCAAAGAUAAGAAGGUUCUUACAACAUCAGAGGAUGCAAAUGCUCAAGACAUCAAGGACAUCUAUGGACUGAAUGGUCAAAUAGAACACAAACUAGCUUUCCUGAGAACCCAGGUGCCAAGGGACAUGAAGCUUGUGCUCAUCGGCCAUUCAGUCGGCAGCUAUCUUGUUCUUCAGAUGUUGAAGCGUGACCCUGAGCUUCCAGUAAUUCGAUCCUGUCUGCUCUUUCCAACAAUUGAACGAAUGUCCGAGUCACCCAAUGGCAGAAUUGCCACUCCCCUUUUGUGCUGGUUUCGAUAUGUUCUCUAUGCUACUGGCUACUUGAUACUUAAACCGUGCCCUGAGAUAAUCAAGUCCUUGAUGAUCAGAAUGGGCCUUCGAAUGAUGAACGUGGAGAAUGAAUUUUCACUGACGAAUGCUUUUCAACCCUUCUGCCUAGCUAAUGCUGCCUACCUUGGAGGCCAAGAAAUGAUGGAGGUGGUGAAGAGAGACAAUGAAACCAUAAAGGAACAUUUGCCUAAGCUUACAUUUUACUAUGGUACUACAGAUAGAUGGUGUCCAAAAGAGUACUAUGAAGACAUCAAGAAGGAUUUUCCAGAAGGAGAUAUUCGACUCUGCGAGAAACAAAUAGCCCAUGCCUUUAUCCUCCGUUCUUACCAGGAAAUGGCAGAGAUGGUCGCUGACUGGCUAAAAGAUGAUCUGUCUAAACUAUAACUCUUGAUACAAGCAAACAAGUCCCUACCACCAGUACAUGGAGGCAGUAGGUGUACUAUACUUGACAUAAAUGAUUGUGAUGUUUGAUAUGAGGAAAGAAAAAAUUAAGAACCUCUUGGCUUAAAAACUGUAAGCCCCCAGCUCCCCAUGUUACAGGCUGAAGUAAACACACUUGAUGAUCCAUUCCAUAAGUUUAAAACAUUUUCUAAGACUCAGGGAACACAGUGAUCUAAACAAGGUCUCAUGUUUGCACAGACUACCCGGUGGCACCAUAUGGUUUAUUUUGGUAGGCCAGAUCCUUGUAGAUAAAAAAAUAUAUAAAUUUAAUUGAUUUUGACUGAGUUAUACUGUUGAAUAGGCUCUCCUAGGGGAAAUUAUGAAAUAUCUAUUAGAAAAUGUGAACGAGAUCAAUGAAUGUGAAGGGAAUGGUUAGAUACGUGAAGUGUAUGAGAUCACGAUGAGGAUACACUCAUGUUCCGGAAGCAGGAAGUGAUGGGCAAUGGAUACUGGCCAUGGACCUGGGUCUCUUCUAGGACAAAAGAUGAGGAUCAGCCCAAACGAACUUUGCACAGGUCUUGGCUAAGAUCAUCAGUGUCACUGCUGGUCUGCCUGCAUUAGACAAAGAACAAAAUUCACCAGACAUUACUCUGAUCAACUAGCCAGAUAAAGAGUUGUUGAAGGAUCCCAAUUAUGCCUCCUGCCAUGGGAGAGCCAGCAAGCUGGGUGCUCAGCCUCAGCCUGCCAGGUUGUGAGCUCCCUUCAGGCUCCUCUUCUCCAGAGCCAGGAUGGGGAGGCCCUGGGCCGUCCUGAACCAGGCUUAUAUGCACCAACAUACUCCUUCUGUGAUUCUUCUUUCUUUUUUUUUUUUAACUUCAGUUAUUAUGAGGGUACAGAUGAUUAAGUUACACUGUUUGCCUUGGUUAGGUAAGAUCACUGUUGUAGUUGUGCCCCUCACCCAGGAGGUGUGCCACAUACCUUCUGUUGUUCCCAUUAGGUGAGAGCACACCAGCUUUUGUGAUUCUUGCAAUAAAACUCUGUUGAAGACCAGCAGUGAGCCACGUACUGUGCUAGCCAUUGAGGAUAGAGCUCGUUUAGCUACUUGAUGAUUCUUUUCUUCUGAAAAUUUUUCUAAUAAAUAGUUUUUGAAAUGGCAUUUUAAAUUACUAAGAGCAUUAACCAUAAAUCAUUUCUCUG